AGGGAGACGACCAAGCCGUCGUCCCUUCAUUCUAUGUAUGUACAUAUAUAUGUGAGAAGGGAGAGGGAGAGGGAUAGGGAUAGGGAUGGCAUCUCCUUCGACGACGACGAUGGAUAAUGUGCUUGGGCUUCUGAGAGUCCGUGUUGUAAGAGGAGUAAACCUAGCAGUCCGAGACCUCAGGAGCAGUGACCCUUAUGUGGUCCUUAAGAUGGGCAAACAGAAGCUGAAGACUCGUGUAGUGAAAAAGAAUGUCAAUCCCGAGUGGAAUGAAGAUUUAACCUUUUCUAUUACAGAACCUAUUUUGCCAGUCAGGCUUGAAGUUUUUGAUCAUGACACAUUCACUCCAGAUGACCCAAUGGGAGAUGCUGAGUUUGACAUCCAGCCUUUUAUGGAGGCUGUAAAAUUGCAACUGGAAUGCACUCCGAGUGGUACUAUAGUAAAGAGACUGGAACCCAAUAGGAAGAACUGCCUGGCCGAAGAGAGCCACAUCGUCUGGUUGGACGGGAAGGUUGUUCAAGACAUUUGCCUCAGACUUAGUCAUGUUGAAUGCGGCGAAGUGCAACUGCAGCUGCAGUGGAUCAGCCUUCCAGGUCGGAGUUUCUAGAGAAGAAAAAGCUCUGUAUUUCUAAAUAUUAUAUUAUCCUUGGCUUGAAUGUAUGUUUAGUGUCCAUACAAGCGAUGUUAAUGGUUUGAACAUCCAGAUUGCUGAUUUUGAUGGGUCCAUUGUUGAUGGACCUGCUCCAAAAGUCACCCAGAAAUUUAGAUCCUAACCAUCCAAUGUUGGGCCAUUUUUUGUUGGAUGUUGAUCGUUGAUGUAGUUUCUUCUCUUGGUCUAUUUCUAGGCCACUGUCUGACUUGUCGGGACUGUUCCACUGGGGAGAUUUUGGAGCAUGGUCCCACCAUUAAGGCCUAUAAAAUCAAUGGUUUAGAUCCCUGAACCAUUGGGAUCCACUUGUAUGGACUGAAGGCUGGAGGAUGCUUCCAACUCUAGUUUAUAUUCACAUACUUAAUGCUGCAUUUAGGGAAACUUGAAACAAAUUUCAUAGAAUUGGUUAAGUCAUGCUUGAUUUUUAA
Molecule: messenger RNA, 1074 nt
Organism: Magnolia sinica
Lineage: Eukaryota; Viridiplantae; Streptophyta; Magnoliopsida; Magnoliales; Magnoliaceae
Product: protein C2-DOMAIN ABA-RELATED 4-like
Exons: 3
Coding region: 86-604 (172 amino acids)
Source: RefSeq, a predicted model, not a curated record